GCAGAAAAUAUGUACAAAAAUAAUGAAUUUCACAACCCAGGGUUUUGACAGUAGGAUGGGUCAAAAUUAGUUGUCUCUUGUAAUGUUUUAAUGUUAAUACACCUAAUAUAUUAUAUGAAGCAUUUCAUCAGUGUAUGCAUGCAUGUAUGAGGACAUUGAAGUUGUAAGAGCACAUCUUGUUCUAUACUUUUGCUGAAUGUUGAAAUUUAGCUUAGAUAUUCAGAGCAGGAAGUGUUUUUUAGAUUUGAUAGCCCUUGGGAGAAGUGAUAAUGUUUCACCAGUACUCAGGUGAACGAUAAGGCCUAUGGAUCUAUUGUUUAUAAGUAGGUCAAAAUUAAUAUCGAGGUUGAAAUAUCAAUAAGACUCUGAAAGUCUAGUAAAUGACAAUGUUUCUGAAAAUGAAUUCAGUUGAAGUCAAAUUGAUUCUGAGACCAAGCCCUUUGUUUUGGGCUUACAAAAAUACGAAUAAAUGUAACAUUGUGCGAAAACAACAGGUAAUGUGAUGUAUAUAAAUCUUUGUCGUACGAAAUAUACUUCUUCUAAAUAUUUAUCAGCAAAAUAAAUCUUGCUCGACAAUAGAAAGUCGUUUUGGGUGCUGGGAGGAAAAUAGUUUUGGAAAUAAGGCUUGUACCAGGGAUUUAGAAAAUACCAAAGUACUAUCUUCUUGAUUGUAAAGCUUGUGAUUCGUUUGGGGUUUUCGUUUUGCUGUAUAAUACACGGUCUUUAUACAGCAUACUAUCAAUUAACACGAUUCCUAUUGCAGUGUUACUCACGUGAUUGAUACAUUAUCUGUCUCCUUGACCUCUCAAUAAUUUGGAGAACGCGUUUCCGUACACAUAAAAUAGCAUUCUUCUUUUCUGGUUUAUUGAUCAACACAUAUUCUAUUUUUGAUUUGUUGUUAUUUUGUUUUUGUUGUUCAAUAGCAGGAUGUAAUAUUUAUAAUUAUGGUCUGAAAUAGACUCGAGGAUAGUUGACACAAGGAAAUAUCUACGCAAUUAAAUUUAGAAACCGAGGAAAUUGAUAUAAUCGUAUUUGCUUUUACGCUAGUACUUGUAUAUUUUUGAAUUACUAAUUAAUAUAACAUAUCCUGGGAAUGAGAAUUCGAUGAUUUGAAAUCUUUUACAAUAAAAUAAUCAUGCAGUAUAUUGGUGUGUGUGCAAUAUUUGUUUUCUGUGCACAUGUACAAUUUACCAUUUGUAGAUCAAAGGACUGUGAGAAUGGGAAAUGCUGUUCAGGCUACAAAUGGAAUGCUACAACUGACAUGUGUGUUGAAUGUGACAUCGGAUAUUAUGGACCUAAUUGUUCACUAAAAUGUCCAUUUCCCUUCUUUGGAUCAAGAUGCAAUUCUACGUGCACAUGUUCAAAUGAGAGUUGCCAUUUUGCAAAUGGAUGUGCAGACGUUAUUAGAUCUACAGUUAUAGCAAACGAAUCACAAGAGAGAGACGUCAAGCACAGGUCCACACCAGCUAUAAAUCCCACAACAAAGAAGAGGGUUACAAAACGAAAAGAUGUGAGACCACAAAUCCAUGGACACGGGGGUAGUGUAUUACGAACUAGCAUUUUUCUUGUCUUUGGAUUGUUUUCCGUAACCUUGAUCUGUUACCUCUUAACAUAUAGCAGAUACAGUAAGCUGCUUUGCGCCAAAUCUUUUUCCACAACAGCAGAUAUGCAUCCUUUGGAGAUACUAGAGAUCAAUGAGGAAGAGGAUUAA
Molecule: messenger RNA, 1711 nt
Organism: Ostrea edulis (European flat oyster)
Lineage: Eukaryota; Metazoa; Mollusca; Bivalvia; Ostreida; Ostreidae
Exons: 4
Coding region: 1136-1711 (191 amino acids)
Source: RefSeq, a predicted model, not a curated record